AUGGCUGAAAUAGCACAGACUGUUAACAAGCACGUUCAAAACAAUGUAGAGCCGGUGGCUCACCCGCAGCCACGCAGCACCCAAGGUCCUUCGAGGCUUUCAAGGCUCGACGAAAGUGACUUUGUAACGGUCACAGAAGAUCGUGAGCUGAGGCGGGGUCUUCACCAGCGGCACGUUUCCCUUAUCGCGAUCGCGGGAGCUAUCGGAACGGGUCUUUUCCUGGGACUCGGAGGAUCAAUUCAGACGGCUGGUCCCCUCGGAGCCUUACUAGGCUAUGCGACUAUCGGUGUUGUUGUCUGCGCUGUACAGUUUGCCCUUGGCGAGGUAACAGCCCUGUUGCCCGUCACUGGCUCCUUUGUCCGCCAUGCAGAACUGUUGAUUGAUCCUGCCUUCGGCUUUGCAAUAGGGUACAAUCUCGUCUACGGCAAUUGUCUCUCUAUCCCGGCUGAAAUUACAGCAAUUUGCGUUCUCUUGCAGUACUGGACCGACAUCAACCCUUCAAUAUGGAUCCUGCUAUUCAUUGCUAUGACAGUCGCCGUCGGCUUAUCCUUCAUUGGUAUUUAUGGCGAGGUUGAGUUCUGGUUUGCUCUGCUCAAGAUCCUCUUCAUCGUGUUCCUGAUCAUCCUCGGCCUGAUCAUCGACCUUGGCGGUGUUUCAGGCACGCCUCGCACCGGCUUCAAGUACUGGAAGAAUCCCGGCCCAUUCGUCGAGUACAUAGCCACUGGUUCUUGGGGUAAGUUUCUUGGUUACUGGGCUGUCAUGAGCAAUGCUGUCUUCAGUUUCGCGGGGACUGAGAGCAUCGCCAUGGCCGCUGCCGAGACGCGACACCCUCGUGUGGCGAUCCCCAAGGCCUGUAAGCGGGUGUUUAUCCGCGUUUCGAUAUUCUACAUCCUCGCCGUGCUCAUAGUGGGCAUGCUCGUACCAAGCAACGAUCCCAGACUCGACGACCAGUCCGGCACCGCCGCACAGAGCCCAUUCGUUAUCGCAGCCAGCGCCGCGGGCCUCAAAGGUGUUCCGUCCCUCGUGAAUGCCGUCGUGAUUGCCUCAGCGUGGUCCAGCUCAAAUCAAGCUUUACUUUCUGGCACCCGCGUCCUGUACGGCCUUGCGCUGAAGAAUCAGGCGCCUAGGGUCUUCUUGCGCACUACCCCAUGGGGUGUUCCCUAUGUUUGCGUGCUAUUCUUUGCGGCCUUCAUGUUCCUCGCUUUCAUGAGCCUAUCGGAGGGUGCGCUGACCGUGUUCUGGUGGCUCGUGGAUUUGACGGCGUGCGGCGUGCUAAUCUCGUGGAUCACGGUGCUGUUAAAUCAUCUCCGGCUGCUGCGGGCUAUGAAUGCGCAAGGACUGGAGUUGAAGAUGCUGCCAUGGCAUUCAAGAUGGACUGAGUUUUCAACACCUGUGGCACUGUUCUUGUGCGUUGUGAUCCUCCUCACAGCUGGAUUCCCGGUCUUCACGAAAGGCAAUUGGUCGACCAGCGGGUUCAUCGCAUCGUAUUUGGACAUACCUCUCGUGGCCACAGCGUAUGCCGUGUGGAAGAUAUAUAAGCGGACUGCGAUUGUGAACCUUUCGGAGAUCCCCCUUGAAGAGGCUCUUACACGGGCUGCCGAAGAUAUAGAGCCAGAAACUAAGUUGCCAAAAUGGCGGCAGGUGAUAGGGUUCCUUUGGGACUGA
This is a messenger RNA of Cladophialophora psammophila CBS 110553, 1665 nucleotides long. RefSeq lists its product as uncharacterized. The transcript has 5 exons. NCBI's taxonomy places the organism in Eukaryota, Fungi, Ascomycota, Eurotiomycetes, Chaetothyriales, Herpotrichiellaceae. Gene Ontology annotation, molecular function: amino acid transmembrane transporter activity. Bases 1 to 1665 code for a protein of 554 amino acids. Gene Ontology annotation, cellular component: membrane. Gene Ontology annotation, biological process: amino acid transmembrane transport. The record is from RefSeq and is a predicted model, not a curated record.